This is a messenger RNA of Dromaius novaehollandiae (emu), 2859 nucleotides long. RefSeq names its product secreted frizzled related protein 5 (gene SFRP5). The record is from RefSeq and is a predicted model, not a curated record. Gene Ontology annotation, molecular function: Wnt-protein binding. Lineage: Eukaryota; Metazoa; Chordata; Aves; Casuariiformes; Dromaiidae. Bases 10 to 951 code for a protein of 313 amino acids. Gene Ontology annotation, biological process: non-canonical Wnt signaling pathway; canonical Wnt signaling pathway. The transcript is spliced from 3 exons.
GCAGCGGCGAUGCCGCGGGAGAGCGGCGCGGCGGCCCUGGGCACGGCGCUGCUGGCGCUGGCGCUGGCCGGGGCGCCGGGCCGGGGGCAGAACUACGACUACUACGGCUGGCAGCCGGAGAGCCAGCCCCACGGGCGCUACUACGCCAGGGAGCCGCAGUGCGUGGACAUCCCGGCGGACAUGCAGCUCUGCCGCGACGUGGGCUACAAGCGCAUGCGGCUGCCCAACCUGCUGGAGCACGAGUCGCUGGGCGAGGUGAAGCAGCAGGCGGGCAGCUGGGUGCCCCUGCUCGCCAAGCAGUGCCACACGGACACCCAACUCUUCCUCUGCUCCCUCUUCGCCCCCGUCUGCCUCGACCAGCCCAUCUACCCCUGUCGCUCGCUCUGCGAGGUGGUGCGCGACUCCUGCGCCCCUGUCAUGGAGUCCUACGGCUUCCCCUGGCCCGACAUGCUGCACUGCGCCAAGUUCCCCUUCGACCACGACCUCUGCAUCACCGUGCAGUUCGGGAACAGGCAGGCCACCCCGCCGCCAGUGUCCAAGAUCUGCACCCAGUGUGAGAUGGAGCACAAGGCGGACGGCAUGAUGGAGCAGAUGUGCUCCAGCGACUUCGUGGUGAAGAUGCGCAUCAAGGAGAUGACGGAGGAGAACGGGGAGCGGCGCCUUGUGGCCGCCCAGAAGAAGAAGGUGCUGAAGCUGGGCCCGCUCAAGCGCAAGGACACCAAGAAGAUGGUGCUGCACAUGAAGAACGCAGGCGCCUGCCCCUGCCCCCAGCUCGACAACCUCAGCGGCAGCUUCCUGGUGAUGGGCCGCAAGGCGGGCGGGCGCCUGCUCCUCCUCGCCAUCUACCCCUGGCAGAAGCACAACAAGGAGAUGAAGUUCGCCGUGAAGUUCAUGUUCUCCUACCCCUGCCCACUGUAUCACCCGCUGCUCUAUGGGGCCGGGCAGCGCUAGGGCCCUGCCUGCUCCAUCCCAGGACUCCUGCCCUCACCGACAGGGCCAGAGCACCGACCCUGCUCUGCACCCCUGGGACCCCUGGCUGCACCCCUGGGGCCCUGCUCUUCACCCCUGGGACUCCCAGCUGCAUCUGUGGGAGCCUCGAUCUGCACCUGGACCCCUGCCCACACCUGGGCGCCCUGCUCUGCACCCUUGGGAGCCCUGCCCACCACCGGGAGCUUUGGCUGCACCCAGGACCCUCGAUCUGCGUCCUUGAAAGCCCAGCUCUGCACCGGAGACCCUUGGCUGCCCCUGACACCCCUGAGUCCCCUGCCCUGCACCCCAGUGACCUGCCCCAAGCCCUCAACCUUCCCAAAUUCCUACUCCAGCCCCUUGAGCAUCCCAUGUCCCCCCCCAACAGAGCUCACCCUGGAUCAUCCCGUCUUCACAGGGACCCCUCCAGCCAGGGCAGGUCCCUCUUGCCCCACUGUGCCCACCCACCUCCAGCCCCCAAGACCAAGUACAGGGAGCAGCACCAGACCCAGGCCCCCAGUUGGGGAUAGCCCAGGGCUGCGCAGCCCUGGUCCCCCCCAAGCUGUGGGGCUGGGCCUGAGCCCCUGCAGACAGCACAGGGCGCAGACCCACAGAAACGCCUCUGGCCCCUGCCGGAGCUCAUGCUCCCCUCCCUCCUGUCCCACACAGCUCACGGGGGCCAGGACAAGGCAGCUCACCCCCAAACCCUUCCAGGGCAGCCCCACGGUCCCCCCCCAGCCAGGUGCCCUGGCCCCGCUGCCCCAGCGCACAGUACCACGUGCUGCAGUAAAUUAUUCUCCCUCGGAGAAGACCCAUGUCCGGCUCCCUGUGGUUCUUGGGCAAAUGCCCCUCCUGGCUCCCUUCCUGGGGCUGGGAAGGGUGCAAAGGGGGCCCCAGCCCAGGGGGCUAAGUGGAGGGAACCCAGAGAGUGGGGCAAGCCCAGAGAGUGGGGCAACACUAGGGCCCAGCCCUUAUCUGCUCCCAGCGCCAUGCCCAGAGCCCAAGGCUGGGCAGCGCAGCCAAGCUGAGGGCCCAGCAGCCACAAGCAUCUCUGGUCCUUGAGGGGCGCCCAGCACCUCUUUGCAAGGGGAAGAGCUCCCCUGUCACCUCUCCAACCCUGGGUCAUCUCUGGGAGCUGGGGGGGGGGAGGGGGGGCACAAGGGAAAGGGCUGUCACUGCUGCUGGAGCCCCACAGCCAGGACUGCAGGCGCUUUGCAAGAGAGGCAGCUUCCACCAUCACCCUGGGGAUGGAUCCGGGGAUGGAAGUUGGAGGCACACACAGUGAGGGUGGCAGUGCCGACCCUGGACCAGGGGCAUCCUCCAUCCACACCACCUGAGUGCCCCAGGCAUGGGCAGCUCCCUGCCAGACCACCCACACCACAGGGUGCCCCAUGGGUGCCCCAGGGACACCUCCACCACCUGCAUCCCACACUUGGCACCGGGGCUGGCCCCUCUGCUGGUGCUCUGGGCUCUGCUUCCUUGGUCCUGGAGCAGGGGCUGCCUCUGCCCCAAAGCCACCCCCCACGGCGGCUCUGGCAGGAGCCCUCUCUGCAGCCAGGGCGGGCGAAGGGGCCAGCCCCCCUGCCCUCGUCCGGAUCCGGCCCUGUUUACCCAGCGCAUUCUUGAGUCGGCUGCGUCACAGCGCGUCCCGCCGGGUUAUCCAGGCACGAAGGCGGCCGCCAGGAUAUUUACCCAGCGCCUGGCGGCCUCACACUGCAGCCUCUCACAGGAGCCGGCCCUGCCAGAGGGGAGGCUCCUGGGACAGGAGGGCGACUAAGGCUGGGGGGCAUCUGCACUCAGGGUCCUCCCACACGCCCCCAGCCAGCCGAUGAGGCCUCCUCACCUGCCCCAUGGCAGGGAAGACCCCUACUCAUAGCGUCACCCUCAGCCCCA